ACUCGAUAUCCACGCCUUAAGGUGGGUCCCGUUCUGAACGGUGUGCUGCGGAUCAAUACGUUAACCGACGACGUUUUGUUGUCAGUACAAAUACAUUGCUCUCGAACAUACAGUAUGUUGUACCUACAGCAGUGACCGUUUUAUUUUAUUUUUUCACCGGUAUUAUCACUUGGCAAAUUGCAGUGAUUAAAUGAACUGCGAGCGUGUUGGAGCAACGAAACGACUUGUGUUAUGGGAGACACAGAGAAGUCCGAUAAGCGGUGGGCUGCUGUAAAUGGCGAGCUUGCGCUACUUUGACAGCUGUCCUUUUAUAAUACAUCGCCGGUGAGAACCUGUCUCUGUCAAAUAGAUCAAUUUAACAUACAGUCAUGCCUGGGAAGCUGAAGGCCAAGAUAGUGGCUGGGCGCCACUUACCUGUCAUGGACCGAGCCAGUGACCUUACUGAUGCUUUUGUGGAGGUCAAGUUUGGAAACACAACAUUCAAAACAGACGUAUGUCCAAAAUCGCUAAAUCCACAAUGGAACUCUGAAUGGUUCAAAUUUGAGGUUGACGACGAGGACUUGCAGGAUGAACCGUUGCAGAUUACAGUGUUAGAUCAUGACACGUACAGUGCUAACGAUGCCAUUGGAAAGGUUUACAUUGACAUUGACCCACUGCUUUGCAGCGAAGCUGCUUCUGUCAUCUCUGGCUGGUUUCCCAUAUAUGAUACUAUUCAUGGUAUUCGAGGGGAGAUCAAUGUACUUGUCAAAGUUGAGCUCUUCAAUGAUUUAAACCGCUUCAGACAAUCUUCCUGUGGCGUUAAGUUCUUCUGCACCACGUCCAUCCCACGUUGCUACCACGUAGCCACCGUGCAUGGCUUUGUGGAAGAACUUGUCGUUAACGAAGAUCCAGAAUACCAGUGGAUUGAUCGAAUUAGAACUCCUCGUGCCUCUAAUGAGGCUCGUCAGAGGCUCAUCUCGCUUAUGUCUGGAGAGCUCCAGAGGAAAAUUGGACUCAAAGUACUGGAGAUGGGUGGGAACGCAGUGGUGGGCUACCUGCAGUGUUUUGAUCUAGAGGGAGAGUCAGGCCUUGUGGUUCGAGCAAUCGGCACUGCAUGUACGCUGGACAAACUGAGCUCCGGGAGUGUCUCCAACACCAACACCAACACCCAUGUGCAUCCCACUGCAGCAGCUGCGCCGUCUCACCUUGCCCACGGAUGCCGCUCAACCCACAACAGCCCAGUGCAUUCAGCCUGCAAUUCCCAGAGAUUGACGCAGAACUUCUCUGUUUCUGUUCCCACGCUCAUCUUCACUGGUAUGCGAGAGUCAGGCGAAGUUUCAGAUAGAAGGGCAGAGACGGUAUUUGGUGAGGAGGUGCCCUUGUUCUCCGUCCCACCCACCCCUUUCAGAGCCCUUCCCUCCUCCUCUCCUCCCCCCUUCACUCCCUCCAAGCCAUGCAGCCGCCAGUCAUCAUCCUCAGACACUGACCUCAGUUUGACGCCCAAGACAGAGAAGCCCCUGCAAGUGAGACAUAGGCCUGGCAUCUACUUCUGCCCCAGCUCCCCCACCCUCCCCACAGACACUCUAUCCUUUGCUGGUUCUGAUGCAGUAGUCUGUGGUCAUGGCUCCGGCCACAGAAUCACCAACCCGCCCCUAUCUCCUAUCUCCUACAAUCAAUCAGACUCUGCUCUGCUGAGAAAGAGCGUGUCCUUCAAUGAGGACCUGCUGCUGGCAGCCUCUGGUAUGGGCAGUGGGGGCAGUGCGGGAAAGGAGGCAGGACCUCUGAAGAUGCUUCUUCGACAACAGACGCAGACAGCUCUGGAACAGAGGGAAUUUCCAUUCUUCACCUUGACAUCUUUCCCAGCUGGGUUUCUAGUCCAUGCUGGCGGAGUGGUCAGUGCUCGCUCUGUCAAACUUCUAGACCGGAUACAUAACCCUGAUGAGCCCGAAACGCGCGACGCCUGGUGGGAGGAAAUUCGCCAAGAGAUCAAAUCACAUGCCAAAGCUCUUGGCUGCCACGCUGUUGUCGGGUACAGUGAGAGCACGAGUAUCUGUGAGGAGGUCUGUAUCCUCUCGGCAUCGGGCACAGCCGCCAUCUUGAAUCCUCGGUACAUGCGAGAAGGCUGCCUUGACUUUGGAAACACUGAUCACAGGUUUGAAGAUCCAUCUCCCCGAAGCUGUGGAUUCUGCCACAUCCCAUACGAUGAGCUUAACAUGCCAUUUCCUGCUCAGCUCACGUUGUGUCAACACUGCAGACAACAAAAGGUCCCUGAUGUGCUAUUCACAACAAUUGACUUGCCACCUGAAGCAGCUGUCACUGGGAAGGGGUGCUUUGUACAGGCCAGGCUGUGUCGACUGAAAAAAAAAGCCCAGGGCGAAGUGAACGCGACCGCCAUCUCUAACCUGCUGCCUUUCAUGGAAUAUGAGUUGCACACGCAGCUGAUGAACAAACUGAAGUUGCACAGCAUGAAUGCUCUCUUUGGUCUACACAUACAAAUUAGUGUUGGCGAGAAUAUGCUCCUGGGCCUGGCUUCGGCCACCGGAGUAUAUCUGACUGCACUUCCAGCACCAGGGGGAAUUCAGAUUGCUGGGAAAGCGCCUAUUGAUCUAAGCAAUGAGCAUCACAUCUUUACCAUCCAGAAAAGGAUCAAUGACACCAUAGCCAAGAACAAAGAGCUUUACCAGAUCAAUCCUCCGGAACUGACAGAGGAAGUGAUUGGUUCUCCAAUUCCAGAGCCGAGGCAGAGGUCCAGACUGUUUCGCUCACACUCGGAGAGCUCCGAUGAAUUGUCAGAACUGGAUCUCUCCCAUGGCAAGAAGGAUGCCUUUGUCCUGGAGCUUGAUGACACAGAUGCUCUGGAGGACAUCCACUCUCUCCUCACCGAUGCCCCUCCACCCAAUGGUUUCUUUAGUUGCAACACUGAGAUUAUGCCGGGGAUCUACAAGUGGACUUCAGCCGUGCAGAUGUUUACGUCAGUGCGGGUCUUCAGGUUGAGUAAUGUCAAUCUUACUAACCAGGGCCUCAACAAGAUUUUCACUGACCUGUGUGAAGAUCUGCUCAAGAGUUUUUACUUUAAGUUGAGGUCUUUGAUCCCUUGCUGCCUUUGUCAUCUGAACUUUACCGUAGCAGUGCCAGAAGAGGAACUUAUACAGGUAGCGGUGACAGCGGUUGCCAUGUCUUAUGACAAAGAACAGACACACGAGAAGCCAGUUGACAAGCUUAUCAUCAGAGGGAACAGCGAGACCGAGGAACAGCUUCAGUUUCCGAUGGAGUUGUGCGCCGACUCCUCGUCCGUCAAUAUGCAGACAUCUAAGUUCUCAGGUGUUCCAGAGAGUUCCAGCAUCUCACAUCGAGACGGUUAUUCUGCAAUACUCCCAAACCUCAUCCACUUUUGUUUUGUUUUUUUUGUUCUUCUAUUUUUUUUCUUUGUCUCGAUGUCGUUACUGUUGUUGUGUAUGUACGGGGGUGUGCGUGCGUUCGUUCGUUCAUGUGUGUGUGUGCGUGUGUGUUCUUUAGCUGCCUCCAUUGAUUACGGUUCCUUUGCAGACAGAUGCACUACCUGGCUAGAGCUGCUUAGACUGAAAGCUCACACCAUAAGACGAGGAUCAGUUAAGACAAUCUCAUCCAUGGAUCGCUGCAGUCCGCUACCCGAGGGACGUUCCCGCUCACUGCGCUCCAACUGCUCAUUUGGCGGCAGCACAGUAACUGUUGUGAAGAUGACGCCUCUGUCCUUCCUUCCUGGGACGCGAAUCAUCAAAUAUCUUGGGAUUAUCAACAUGUUCUUUAUUCGAGAAACGACUUCCUUACGUGAGGAAGGUGGCGUCAGUGGCUUCCUGCAUUCGUUCAUAGCAGAGGUUUUCGCGAUGGUUCGAGCUCAUGUAGCAGCCCUGGGUGGUAAUGCAGUGGUGUCCUACAGCAUGAAGGAAUGCGUGUUAAUGGAGAAUCCAAACAAAAACCAGGCCCAGUGUCUAAUCAACGUCAGUGGAGAUGCUGUCAUCUGCGUUUUGGACACAGAUCAGGAGGUCACUCCCACACCAACAACCGUCACACAGACCUGCGGUAUAGGAGCUGAAGGGACUGCGUAACAGUGAUCCGGACAGUGACAUUUGGAUCCGGAUUGACAGCCAUCAACAAGUCAGGCAUGGGCAAACUAAGGCCCGAGGGGGCUGGAUUGAUGGGGAUGCGGCCUUGAUGCAUGACUUUUACAUGUCAUUUAUCUUAGUUUAUACGAACGGUCCGUCUAUCUGCACCUGACCCAGUCUCCGUUGUUCAAUUUUAGGACAGUUGUGGCCUGUGAGUCAAAAAAAUGUGCAAGUUUUCCCAUGCCUGGUCUAAGUAGUUUGAUCUGGUGUAGACAGCAAUAACUUCAAGUUGAGCCGUUACAGUUAAUAAACCUAAUGCUUCCUCGGAUCUUGUUAAACAAACAAGUAAACCAAAAAAAAAAAAAUUAUUUAAAAAAAAAAAACAACAAUCUUUUUUUAAAUGCUUAAACUCCUGUUCAUAUUAGUAACCAUAACUUAUCUCUGUAAAUCCAUUCUAUUUUUGUUCAUGUGUCUAACUAGUCAAAAACAGCCUAAACAUUUUUGACAAAUUAAAGCCAAGAGUUAGCCAACCAUACAUGGUCACAGUUGUCUGAACUUGAAAAAAAAAAAAAAAAAAAAAAGGCGUUUCAAGAAUGACUAUUGUGAGCCAUCAUUGUCAGAAGUGUCCAAAAGUGUCUUGAAACCAGUGAGGACAGGUGUCGACACCUGGUCUGAAAAGACGUCCUCUGUCUGAGUGAGCGAGCAUGUAAACAAGCCGUCCAAUGCAUGCCAUAACGCUUUGUAAAAGAUUCAAAUAUAUUAAAAAAAAAAAACAGAUCAUAAAAAGGACACAUGACUCAUGCAUAACAUAAAAUGGUAUAAAAAUGUCUUCGUUUUUUUCUUUUUUUGUUUUGUUGUUUAAGCAAAGCAAUUGUGAGUGAAAUUAUACUGACGUAGAUCUGGAUCUGAAAGUAUUAGGUCGAAUGCCAGCCAAAUGAUUGUCAGCCAUUUUAUCUUACGUUUUACUGCCAUUCAUUCUGUUGUGACUCAGUCGGCCACAUACACAAACAAUUGAGAUUGUACCUGUGCUACGGUGGCGGUGACAAGUAUUUUCAGUUACAAACUAUUAGGUGAUUACAAGCAGAAAAAAUAUUUUUCUGUGAAAUGUCGUUACAGGGAUGACAUGAUAAGAGUUGUCAGGAUUAAUAUAUCUACAGUGGCCCGAACUGUUAAGACCUCAACCUUCUAAUGCUGGAUCCUGAUGUGAAGGGUGAAGACGAACUUCAGGAUUAGCUAAGUACAAAUACAAGUCAUGCUACAAAGUCAGAUUACAACCACGUUUUAACUUGUGUUUGAAUAUCUCAUUUAUGCUUUUUUACUUGACAAGCCAUGACUUUAGACUGUUUUAUUUCAAAGUUAUUUUAAACCUAACGGUAUGUGGAGUUUAUGUCUAGACAUGUUAACAAAAAACCAAAAUAAAGGAAAAAGGGAGGGAGGAAAAAAAAAA
Cynoglossus semilaevis (tongue sole) is the source of this 5508-nucleotide messenger RNA. It is a transcript of the gene c2cd5, whose product is annotated as C2 calcium dependent domain containing 5. Gene Ontology annotation, molecular function: calcium ion binding; calcium-dependent phospholipid binding. Gene Ontology annotation, biological process: positive regulation of D-glucose transmembrane transport; protein localization to plasma membrane; positive regulation of protein targeting to membrane. The record is from RefSeq and is a predicted model, not a curated record. Gene Ontology annotation, cellular component: plasma membrane. Lineage: Eukaryota; Metazoa; Chordata; Actinopteri; Pleuronectiformes; Cynoglossidae.